AUGUGUUUUCCAUUACCUAAAGCAGUCAUCCACAAGAUUGAGGCUAUAUGUAGAGCGUUUGUGUGGACUGGCAAAGAUAAAGGUCAUAAGAGCCCUGUUGCUUGGCAUCAGGUUUGCAGACCUAUUAAACAAGGAGGCAUGAAUAUCAUCAAUAUGGGCAUUUGGAACCAGGUUGCACUGCUUAAAUGCCUUUGGAACAUUGCCAUGAAGUUAGAUAAUUUGUGGGUUAAGUGGGUACACUUAUACUAUCUGAAGAGAAACAACAUAUGGACUGCUUCUACACCUACCACUUGCACUUGGAUCAUGAGAGCUAUCUUUGAAAGAAGGAGUGAUGCCCAAGAACACCAUCAAAUCUGGCUGCAGAUGCAGAAUAUUGGCAAGUUCUCCAUGAAAAGAAUGUAUGAUUGUAUCAUCCCUACUGUGCCUAAUGUGAGCUGGAGCAGUCUAAUACAACAUAAUCAAGCAAGGCCUAGAUCUGUGGUUUGUCUUUGGCUGGCCUGCCAGGAUCGCUUGGCAACUAAAGUGAGACUUAAAAGACUUGGACUUCUGCAAAGUGAGCAUUGUAGUUUUUGUAAUGAGGCCCCUGAAGAUUUCAACCAUCUUUUAAUUGAGUGCAGAAUCUGCUCUGUUGUGUGGAAGGAGAUCCUUCAGUGGCUGCAAGUGAGGCAUACCCCUCGUAAUUGGCUGGAGGAAAUCAAGUGGUUGACUAGCAGCUCUCGUGGAAAAGGCUUCGUGCAGAGCAUGUUGAAGAUCUCGAUUGCUGAAACUGUUUACGCCCUUUGGAGUUAUAGAAAUACUAACAUCUUUGAUAGGAAUAAUGUUGAUAAUAUCAAUAGUGUUGUUAGGAGAAUUAUAGAUAUGAUUGUACAGAGAGGGUGGAUGAAACCCAAGCAUAGAAGUAAACUUGCAGUGCUCAUGUUAUAG
This is a messenger RNA of Vicia villosa (hairy vetch), 924 nucleotides long. RefSeq lists its product as uncharacterized. Lineage: Eukaryota; Viridiplantae; Streptophyta; Magnoliopsida; Fabales; Fabaceae. The record is from RefSeq and is a predicted model, not a curated record. The coding region runs from base 1 to 924 and encodes 307 amino acids. The transcript has a single exon.